Dendrobium catenatum is the source of this 996-nucleotide messenger RNA. Its product is annotated as non-specific lipid-transfer protein-like protein At2g13820. NCBI's taxonomy places the organism in Eukaryota, Viridiplantae, Streptophyta, Magnoliopsida, Asparagales, Orchidaceae. Bases 276 to 962 code for a protein of 228 amino acids. The transcript is spliced from 3 exons. The record is from RefSeq and is a predicted model, not a curated record.
CUAAACUAAGCAUCAGUGGGUCCCAUCUCCAUUUUGAAAUUGCCUUACAUCACUCAGCAACUAAACUGUAUCAGACUGUAGCACAGCUUUAAACCACUAUACUUCAAAACAGCUCCAACGGCUCACAACAACCAAACAAAAGUUGGAGAGUUGGAUCAUCCACUGUCACUAAAAGCUUUCCAUAAAUCCCAUACAUUCCGAAUCCCAAGAUCUGUCCCAAAGCCUUCUUCUCUCAAGCACUCAAACCAAUAUUCUACAACAUUAGAUCGUUGAAAAUGGCUGGCAAAGUCUUCGAGAACAGCCUUGCUGUGCUACUGAUGAUAUCAAUGUGUUUUGUCCCUUCAUCAGCUCAGGUGGGGUGUAUGCCAGCGUUCACCAGCCUCUCCCCUUGCCUUGGCUACAUAACUAGCAACUCAGUAACCCCUUCGGACUCGUGCUGCACUCAGGUGGCAGCUGUGGUCAAGACUCAAGCCCAGUGCCUGUGCUCAUUCCUUGGCAGUUCAACUGCCACCCAGCUUGGUACGAUUGUAAACCAGGCACAGGCUCUCUCGCUACCUGGAGCUUGUAAGAUUGAUAACCCCCUUGCAAACCAGUGCAAUGCUGCCUCAAGCACACAAACACCAGCAGCACAGUCGCCUCUGGGAGCACUGGCUCCAGCUUCACAGGAGACUCCUAGCGACCAAACUCCAACCAACGCAUCCAGUCCCUCCUCUUUGACGACCAUUCCUGCAGGUAGUGGGAGGCCGGUGAGUCCUCAGCUGCUGAAGCUUCUGCCAAUUUCAUGCCUUUUGUUUUCUUCCUUCCCUUGUUGGCUUCAUCUGUCUCACUGUUGCCUGCCUUCUGAGUUCUCUCUUACUCGAGUUGCAAGCACUUGUCAUUCUAUAUGGUUACUUGAUUUGUCCACUUUGUUCUGUUCUUAUUUGUUUGAAAUUUGUAUUGGGAUUGAAAUUGUUUUGUUGUAGCAGUUGUGCUGACAAUGGAUUGGAUUGUAUUUUG